AAAGAAUUUAAACUCGUAAAGAAGACACAGCUGAGCCACAACUCUGCAAGAUUCAGAUUUGCCCUUCCUACUCCUUCUUCAAUAUUAGGUCUUCCUGUUGGAAACAACAUACUUGUUAGAGGAAGAGAUAGCCAAGGAGAAGAAGUUCUGAGAUCAUAUACUCCAAUCACGUUGGAUUCAGAUGUUGGGUACUUCGAGUUGGUUGUGAAGAUGUACCCAAAUGGAAAGAUGUCCCACCAUUUUAGACAAAUGAAGGAAGGUGAUUAUUUGGCUGUGAGGGGUCCAAAGGGACGUUUCAGUUACAAACCUGGCCAAGUUAGGGCAUUCGGAAUGAUUGCAGGAGGCUCAGGCAUAACUCCUAUGUUUCAGCUCAUAAGAGCCAUUCUAGAAAACCCUAAAGACAAAACAAAGGUGCAUCUCAUUUAUGCCAAUGUAACAGUGGAUGACAUUUUAUUGAAGGAAGAACUAGAUAAUUUUGCCGAAAAAUUUCCUCAAAGAUUUGAAGUAUAUCAUGUUCUUAAUAAGCCUCCUCAACAAUGGAAUGGUGGCAUUGGGUUUGUAUCGAAGGAGAUUAUUAAAUCACAUUGCCCUGAACCAGCAAAAGAUAUUCAGAUACUAAGGUGUGGUCCACCAGCAAUGAACACAGCCAUGGCUACUCACCUUGAUGCACUUGGCUACACAUCAGACAUGCAGUUCCAAUUCUAAGUUUCAAUCUAAUUCCUUUCAUUCUAUUCUUCUUCUUACCUACUUUUCAUAUGUGUGUGCUUAGCAAAUUUAAUCACAUUAUUCAUUUGAAGACAGUUGAUGUAAAGUGAUGAGAGUGACACUUAUCAGCUUAGUGUUUCUUUCUACUUGCCAAACAGCCAAAUGUGCAUAAUAAAAAUGCUCCUCCUAAUUGUG
Molecule: messenger RNA, 900 nt
Organism: Vigna umbellata (rice bean)
Lineage: Eukaryota; Viridiplantae; Streptophyta; Magnoliopsida; Fabales; Fabaceae
Source: RefSeq, a predicted model, not a curated record